Molecule: messenger RNA, 855 nt
Organism: Cordyceps militaris CM01
Lineage: Eukaryota; Fungi; Ascomycota; Sordariomycetes; Hypocreales; Cordycipitaceae
Product: alanyl-tRNA synthetase
Exons: 1
Coding region: 1-855 (284 amino acids)
Biological process (GO): tRNA aminoacylation; regulation of translational fidelity
Molecular function (GO): Ser-tRNA(Ala) deacylase activity; aminoacyl-tRNA ligase activity; ATP binding
Source: RefSeq, a predicted model, not a curated record
AUGGCAGCUGCAGCGCGCACACAUCUCGCGUUCCACCAUAAUGCAAAGCUAUUUCGCCUCAAGACGUCGAUAGUCUCGACCCGCCCGUACUCAGCUCUCGAAGAGGCCAAUCGGCAGCUUUUCAAGGAUGGCAGCGACGAGGACCACGUCGUCGUCACGGCCGAGACAAUCUUCCACCCGCAAGGCGGCGGCCAGCCCUCGGACCAGGGCACCAUGAGCGCCGGCGCCGCCACCAACGGCGACGCUUCGUCGGCACCACCAUCCUUCGAGGUCCGCGCCGUCCGCAUGGACCUUGUCAACGACGGCCAGGUGCUGCACGUGGGCCGCUUUGCCUCCGCCGCCGCGGCCGCUGGCUUCCAACAGCCCGGCGCGGCUGUUGAGCAGGCCAUUGACGCCGAGAAGCGCGUCUUCUACUCGCGCCUGCACACGGCCGGCCACGUCCUCGGCGCCGCCGUCCGCCACCUGGUCAUGGACAAGGUCGAGGGUUUUGACGAGCUCAAGGCCUCGCACUUUCCGGAUAGCGCAGGCUGCGAGUUUCGCGGCACCAUUGACGGCGCGUGGAAGCCCGCCAUCCAGAAACAGGUCGACGAGUACAUUGCCCGGGCCAUGCCCGUCGAGAUUGAUUUUUGGGACGCCGGCGACUUUCAGCGCGCCGGCCUGUCCCGGCUCAUCCCGGACAGCAGCUUCCUGGCGCCGGGCGAGACCAAGUUUCGCGUCGUCAAGAUUGUCGGCGCAGAGGUGUAUCCGUGUGGCGGCACGCACGUCGACACCACGGAUCUGUGCGGGGAGACGACGGUGCGCAAAAUUACAAGAAGCAAGGGUAUUAGCCGCGUGAGCUAUGCCGUGAAACCUUGA